This is a messenger RNA of Pleurotus ostreatus (oyster mushroom), 3210 nucleotides long. RefSeq lists its product as uncharacterized. The transcript is spliced from 3 exons. The record is from RefSeq and is a predicted model, not a curated record. Bases 1 to 3210 code for a protein of 1069 amino acids. NCBI's taxonomy places the organism in Eukaryota, Fungi, Basidiomycota, Agaricomycetes, Agaricales, Pleurotaceae.
AUGAACGGCCACAACGUUCAAAUUCAAAAGCCGCAAGGCCAACGCUCCUCCCUCUUCGCUCGCCUCUUCUCCUCUUCCCACCACAACCUCCCCUCCUCCUCCAUGUACCCGAAACCCCCUCCAAUUGCCCAGAGCUUCCUGGACGAUCCCGCAUUCUCUCAGGAUCCAACUCUGCAUCCGCUGCACUCUCCUGCACCCUCUCCUCCAUUAACAUGGGCGAUGCGCAAUGCUUCGGCGACGACGAUACCGAAUUUUGACCCUUUGUCGGUGCCACCCGGCCACCCAAUGUUGAAGCAAGAUCUACAGGCGACGAUCCCGGCGCGCCGACCACCCUUGCCACCAAUCACAGUCUCGACGUACCUUCCAGGCUCGGAUUACGACAAUGACGCGCCUCGUCUCCCUCUCCAGCCACCGAACACACCUCAAGCUGACGGCCCGGUCUUUGCAAUACGCCAUAUGCGGCCGCAUCAGACGCUCCGCAGUGACGGUCAGCUGCGUGAGCCAAAUGUAACUUUCCCGUUCAAGGCUACUGAGCCCUCGAACUCUAUUCCGACCACAUUACCACCACAUAGUAUGUCCCCAUUCGAGUCUUCUUCAUCCAGUGACUCCAGUCCUUCUACAACGCCUCCCUCGUCCGCCAACUCACAUAUACUACCGAGCACGUCGGACACGGCAGUAGCACAGCAGAAAGAAGAGAAGAGGAAGCGGACGUUCUCUUUCUUUCGACGUAAACCAGCUGCACCCCCACCCCCACCACCGAUGCCAUCGAAACUCGCUAAGGCACAUAAACCACCUUCACCCACCAAGGCCAAAUCACCCGUAGCUGAGGUAGAACAACCUCCCGCUCCUGAAGUACCGCGUCCGGGGCAAACAAGGUCUACGACAAUGCCCGAGCUGCAUAAAGCAGAUGUUCAACCUGUCCCCCUUCCACGUUCAGCCAGCGCACCAUCAGAUAUGCCGCCUCCCAAACCGGUUCAAGUCCGUAGCCUCGAUCGGAUUGAUGAACUCGACGAAACCAAUCCAUUUGGCUCUCAUCUACAUCACGGUGGUCCGUACGAAGCGAUAUCUCGACUCAUUACGAGCAAGCAGAAACAUCCCGAUCUGAACGGUGGGCCCAAUGUUCUACAUAUGGUUGGUCAUCGCAAUGGAUCUCACCAAGUCUCGGCAUCCAUGUCAAUUCCUCAAUCCACGCCUAUGUCGCUUAACAUCAAACCCGGCCAAGUCAUCCCAAGGGACUAUGCAUAUGGUGCCAAUCCGUACCCUGCUCCCAACUCAAGUUACUUGGGUUCCCAGCGUCCUCCUGCUAAUCUUGAUCGAAACGUCCACGGUGCGGCCUCCGAUCCGGGGCAUGGUCAGAAUUCAGGCCCUUCUUAUCAUAAUGCGUUCCUCCGCCCGUUUCCCGAUGGCGACGCUGCCGUAUCCUCUGGCAAUGCACAGGGUUUCAAUCAAGGUCGGGUCUCGCAGCAACAACCGCAGCCAUCGCCGUACCCUUCUCAAUCGCGCCUUCCACUUCAGCAACCUCCACAGCCCCCACAAACCACACCUCUUCGCAAACCCUCCCCUCCGCGCCAAGCUCAGCCCGCUCCCUCGCAGCCAACAGCGUCAUUCCUUCAGCCACCGUCACACCCCGGGGACCGUGUCGAAUUCGACCCGUACGCUUCCUAUUCGCCUACCGCUCGUCCACGCGCCCUUGAUGACGCACCUUCACCGUCGUUAUCAAUGCCUGUUCCUCAAGAGCGAAUGGAAUCAGCGCCACAAAACCCUCAGCAGACCGCAACACCGGCCGUCAGAUCUAUUCCACUGCGUAACUCACCUCCGCCUCCGCCACAACAGUUGCCUCCCAGCUACGAAGCACCUUCAACCCCGUACCUCCGGGGCCUCGAUGUCAAACAUGCCCCAUCGAAUUCCUCGAAUACUCUUCCAUUGCCUGUCGAUUCCAGUCAGCAACGCAGGGCCUCCCAAGUGCUCAAUAAUUCGGCCCCCGAACUGGGCCUUAAGGGUAGCGCCAAUGGCGCUGUAUCCGCAGAAAGUGUGGCUAGUCAACAGGUCACGGUUAAAGGAAGCAGUACUCCUAGUAGCGGACGAAGCAGCCUUGACGAUCAAGAACCUGAAAACUCCCGCAAUGGACACUCCCGUGAAGGUCUCGCCGCAAACCAGCCGACGACGCAACCAAUAACCCCUCCGAAUAUGCCACCCAUGGAGGUCAAUGGGGGCCCGCGUCCCCCAGACUCCCCGCCACCUCCUGCCGAGUUCGUGGCGCCCCGUGGUAUUCCAGGUGUUCCGUCGAGCUCAGCAUCCAGCGUUCGAACAGGUAUCUCCCGUGGAAACAGAGGUCCCCCGCCCAGAGUAUCUCAUCUACCCAAGAAGCUUGUGAUGCCCGCUCCAUUGCAGCAACAGUCGAAUCAAGGUGGCUUUACAGGAAACUCGUACCAGCCGUCAUAUCCGAAUGCGCCGCCUCAAAGAUAUCAGCAACAACCAAGAUAUCCCCCGCUCAUGCCUCACUAUCCUGGUCCUCAACACGCUGCGCCGAUGUCACCCCCGCAUGGAUACCUUUCUCAAGAAUUAGAUAAUGGAUCCCCUCCUCGGUCCAGCGGUGAACGUCAGAUCCCCCAAUCGUUGGAUGAGAACGUCUAUCCUCGUGAAUAUGCCCCGCGACCAGGGCCCACCCCUCUCGAUCAAGCUGGUCCACCAGUCGUCCCUGAGCAGUAUCGCCAGCAGGUUUACUUCCAGAACGCGCAACCUAUGCCACCGAUGCCAAACCAGCAGCGUGGCCGUCAGCCGCCAUUCCAGCCUGAAGGCUACAAUCCUCGCGGUGUUCCUCCUUCACGGAGUCUGUCGCCUCGUGCGCAAGAGAUACCGAUGACAACGGAUAGGAAGGUGCUGAGGAAGCGUAGUAAGGUCGGAAGUAGCGAGUCAAUACCAAGGCCGGAGACGUAUCAGCCAGCGGAUGGUGGGAAUGAGUUGAGCGCUAAGGAAAAGGCAAAGAGGGACAAAUUGGAGAAGGAAAGGGAGAAGGCUGAGGCUAAAGAGCGGGAGAGGAUGGCCAAGGAGAGAGAAAAGAACGAGGCUAAAGAGAGGAAAGAGAGGGAGAAGCAGAUCAGGGAGAGGGAGCGGAUGCUGAAGGGGAAAGUCCAAGUGAAGGAGGUAGAACCGAAAGCGGGCCAGAAAAUACCGAAGAGGGUGCUCAGCAAGAGGAGAAACGACAUGUAG